CUCUGCUUUCUCUUCUCUUCAUCUCUGUCUUCCUUCAUUCACCCUCUGUUAUCUCUUUUGUACUUUCUUUUUAUCGUAUCCUAUCUCAUUGUCCAUCUGCCCACCAUGUCCCCCAAGAAACCAGAACCAAAGAAAGAUGCAGUGAAAAUGUUGCCAGAACCAGAAACAGCUAAAGAACUGGACUUUGAUCCACACAGCAUCAAGAUUGAGUUCAGCUCCAAUCAGAUUGAAGAGUUUAAAGAAGCAUUUCAGCUGUUUGACCGAACUGAAGAUAAUCAGAUGAAGAUAUCGUUUUCUCAAUGUGGAGACGUGAUGAGAGCUCUUGGACAAAAUCCAACCAAUGCAGAAGUCCUUCGAGUGCUGGGACGACCCAAACCUGAGGAAAUGGACAGUAAACUGAUGGACUUUGAGACUUUCCUGCCGAUGCUGCAACAUGUGGCUCAGUCAAAAGACAAAGGGACGUACGAGGAUUUUGUGGAAGGCCUCCGAGUUUUUGAUAAAGAAGGAAAUGGGACGAUGAUGGGUGCUGAGCUCAGACACGUCCUGGUCACUCUGGGGGAGAGGAUGGCAGAGGGAGACGUGGACAAGCUGCUGGCAGGACAGGAAGAUGCUAAUGGAUGUAUUAACUAUGAAGCUUUUGUGAAGCACAUCAUGGCUGGUUGAAACAACCUGAGUGUGUUUAUCAACGUGUUUCAACAGUAAAAUGAAUGGAGUAGACUUACAGCCAAUAGCAAUGCCGUAUGUCUGACUUUGAGGUUGGACUUUGUUCACUACUUUAUUCUCAUGUUUUUUUUUUCUUUCUGCUGUGAACACUUUCUCUGUCCAGUGAAGGAUCAAGUGUUUUAAUAAAAUUCAUAAACACA
Molecule: messenger RNA, 863 nt
Organism: Epinephelus lanceolatus (giant grouper)
Lineage: Eukaryota; Metazoa; Chordata; Actinopteri; Perciformes; Serranidae
Gene: myl4
Product: myosin, light chain 4, alkali; atrial, embryonic
Cellular component (GO): myosin II complex
Molecular function (GO): calcium ion binding
Source: RefSeq, a predicted model, not a curated record